UUAAUCAUCGAGUCAUGUCUUUAGUUUGGUCACUAAGCUUUUAGUCACUAACAGCCACAGCUUCUGGUUCCUACAUCAACGAUCUACUGCUGCAUCCACUUCUCAACACUGAAAACAAUACGAAGCUGCCGACGUUGAUUUAUUUAUUUUUAUUAUAUAUUAUUAUAUUUUUUAAGUUUUUUAGUUUUUUAGUUUCAUUUUGUAUGAAGCUGAUUCCAGUCCUAUCAUUACACUCCGUCAGUUCCGCUUCAUUUGUGGACCAAUGACUGCACAGAGGCUUUUCAGUUUAAUUAUAUUGGAUCAUGUGUCACACAGACUUUGUACUUUGAUUAUUACACAGAAACUCAGUCUGAAUGUGCUGUGCUGUCUGAGGGUUAGUGUUAGUAGUGUCAGCUCAGGAAAACAGAAAUGUGAGAGUUAACCAGGCUCCUCUCAGUCUCUCACUCACAGUAAGCAGGUUACCUACUGCUCAGUGCAGUGAAUGACUUCUCUUUGUUUCCAGAUGUUCUCCUCCUGGUUUGGAUGAAGACUCACCUCCUCCAGAUCUCAGUGAGAUGGUCUCCUCAGCUCAUGAAAACAACCAACCUUCCUUUCAAAAUGAGUUCCAGAGGAAAACCUUUGACAGCUGCAUCUCUGCUGAUCUUUAUCUUCCUUCUUUGGUCCUGGCUGGCAGCAGCGUCCUCCUCCACUCACCUUCCCUCCUCCUCUGGUCAUUUUCCACCUCAUGGUGGCUAUACUUUUGAUGAAAGUCUUCAGUCAAAACAGUCUGACAUGUCAUCCAGCAGAGUAUCAGAUAGGGAAUGAAUGCUGUCCCAUGUGUCCACCUGGAAGUCGUGUUAAAACAGAUUGCACAGAGUUCAGAAGUAGGUCCUGUCUGCCCUGCUUAGAGGGAACCUACAUGAAUCAUCCUGCUGGACUUAAAAACUGUUUUCCCUGCACAAACUGUAACACAGGUUCUGGUCUGAAGAUAAAGACUUCAUGUACAUCAACAUCAGAUACAGUUUGUAAACCACUGGAAGGAUUCUACUGUAUAGACGUCAAAGACAAAUGCUGUAUGGCAGCACAGAGACACAAACACUGUGAACCAGGACAAUACAUCAGUAAAAAAGGAACAGCCUCCACAGACACUGAGUGCUCUGACUGCACUGAUGGAACAUUUUCAGAUGGGACAUUUACAUCUUGUCAGCCACACACACAAUGUGAAUCAAUAAACCUUCAGCUGAUCAGACCAGGAACUGCUACAACUGAUGCUCAAUGUGGAGAACACAGUUCAAACACGACAGUGACUGUGAUCAGCGUUGUAGUAUCUUUGUUAUUAAUAGCAGCUGUAGUCGUAUUCAUAUUCAUAAAGAGAAGUCGUCUAACAGGCCGUUUCAGCAAAAAGAGUGAGAACAGUCCCCCAGAGGUUCACCAACCUGAAGAAGCAAGACAAAUGGUUGAACAUCAACAGCAGCAGAGGUGAUGACAGUGACCAGCAGCAGGUGUUACAGCAGAGACUAAAGGAAGCUGGAAUGUGGAUCUUGUUGACUCGAGCUACAUGAAGCUCCUGCUGACAGUGAGUGUGUGUGUGUGUGUGAACACACAGACUUUACUGAUCUUUGCUGCUGGUCAGAGAUAGAUUCAUCCAGAGGGAGCUCCGAGUAGAGCUGCUCAUCUUUCACAUUGAAAGGAACCAGUUGAGGUGGUUCAGACAUCUGAUCAGGACGACUCUCUGCUGCCUUCCUUUGGAGAUUUUCCAGCCACGUCCAACUGGUAGGAGACCCCGAGGUAGACCCAGAACUUUCUGGAUGGAUUACAGAUCCCAUCAGGCCUGGGAACGUCUCAGGAGGAGCUGGGAAACCUUGCUGGGGUGAGGGACGUCUGAUAAACCCUGCCUAACCUGUGGCACUGCUACCUGACCCCAGAUCAGCAGAAGAGGAUGAGGACAGUGUCCUUUACUGCAGCAUGAUGGGACAUCACUGCCAUCAAAGGACCAGUGAGGAACAUUAUAAUAAUCCUUCACAAUGGAGAUUUCAUUUGAUGACAUCAUAGAGCUUCAUCAGGUUCAUGAAAAGACAAAGACUUCUAUCAGUCUGAUGAAGCUCUGAGCAAAACACACAGCUGAUGUCAGUGCUAUCAAAGAACAUUUGUUUUUAUGGGCUGAAUGUGUUGAAUGUACUGAAUGUGCUUUAUUUUUCAUGUUGCAGUUUCUUGUUCCUCCAGCUCUGCUCAUGCUGUAAAUGAAGCUUUUUCUCUUUUUAACUAAGUAAUAUACUGUAUGUUUCUUUACUCUGUGUCCUUCUGUAAACUCCAUGUACAGUUUUAUAUAAACAAGUGUAUUUUUGUAUCAUAUUUUACUAUAAAAGUGAGACAGUCUUUAGUCAAGAAUCGGGUCAGUUGGCUCUAAUUAAAUCUCAGUUCUUUUCUGACCCUGGUACUGACCUUAAACCUGUCAUGUCUCUUUAAAGACAGAGGACAGAGAAUAACAGGUUGUUAUUUUAGUGUAAACUAAUAAAAGCCCACAUACAGA
This is a messenger RNA of Lates calcarifer (barramundi perch), 2509 nucleotides long. RefSeq names its product tumor necrosis factor receptor superfamily member 14. Gene Ontology annotation, cellular component: membrane; external side of plasma membrane. Gene Ontology annotation, biological process: immune response; negative regulation of alpha-beta T cell proliferation; defense response to Gram-negative bacterium. Lineage: Eukaryota; Metazoa; Chordata; Actinopteri; Centropomidae. The transcript is spliced from 10 exons. The record is from RefSeq and is a predicted model, not a curated record. The coding region runs from base 725 to 1462 and encodes 245 amino acids. Gene Ontology annotation, molecular function: protein binding; transmembrane signaling receptor activity.